Acanthopagrus latus (yellowfin seabream) is the source of this 1591-nucleotide messenger RNA. Its product is annotated as keratin, type I cytoskeletal 13-like. The transcript has 8 exons. Gene Ontology annotation, molecular function: structural molecule activity. The record is from RefSeq and is a predicted model, not a curated record. Lineage: Eukaryota; Metazoa; Chordata; Actinopteri; Spariformes; Sparidae. The coding region runs from base 92 to 1330 and encodes 412 amino acids.
CUAUCAAACUCCGCAGUCCUGCUAAAGUCUACAGCUGUACAACGGUCCUUUCUCCUCUCGUCCUCUCUUGACCAGCAGACAGUCAGCCGUCAUGUCUUACAGCUACAGCCACAUGUCCUCUGGACCCUCCGCGAUCUCCAGACAGAGCCGCAGCUACCAAUUCAGCAGUGCUCCUCAAAAGGCUCACAGCGUGUCAGGCAGCAGCUUCAGAACAGGCCCACGCAUCUCCUCCUCCACCAUGCGUACCGUCUCCUCCGGGUUUGGAGGUGGCAGCGGGUUUGGAGGUGGCUUUGAGCUGUCCAGUGCCCUGGACCAGAGCAACGUGCACCUGAACGAGAAGGCCACCAUGCAGAACCUGAACGACCGUCUGGCCUCCUACCUGGAGAAGGUCCGCUCUCUGGAGGCAGCCAACUCCAAGCUGGAGAUUCAGAUCAGAGAGUACUACGAGAAGAAGGGCCCAGCAGCAGAGAGGGACUACAGCAACUACUGGGCCAUUAUCAACGACCUGAAGGACAAGAUUGCUGCUGCCACCAUCGGCAAUGCCAACAUCCUGCUCCAGAUUGACAACUCCAAACUGGCUGCAGAUGACUUCAGAACCAAAUUCGAGCAUGAGCUGAUGAUGCGCCAGUCGGUCGAGGCUGACAUCGCCAAUCUCCGCCGCCUCCUGGACCAGACCACCUUGACGAAGGCCGACCUGGAGAUGCAGAUCGAGGGCCUGCAGGAUGAGCUGGCCUACCUCAAGAAGAAUCACGCUGAGGAGCUGGCAGCACUGCGCUCUCAGCUCACUGGCACAGUCAACGUGGAGGUAGAUGCCGCGCCCCAGCAAGACCUGAACAGAGUCCUGGAAGAGAUCCGUGCCCAGUACGAAACCAUCACUGACAAACAUCGUCGCGACCAGGAGUCCUGGUUUAAUGAGAAGUCUAGCUCCCUGUCAAAGGAAGUAGCCAUCAGCACUGAGACAAUCCAGACGUCUAAGACAGAGAUCAGCGACCUGCGGCGCACACUGCAGGGCCUGGAGAUCGAGCUGCAGUCUCAGCUCAGCAUGAAAGCAGCUCUGGAGAACACACUGGCAGACACAGAGGGCCGUUACAGCGCCAUGCUCACAGGCUUCCAGACCACAAUCAACAUGCUGGAGACAGAACUCGCCAACGUACGCAGCAGCAUCGAGCAGCAGGGCCAGGAAUACAGAAUGCUGCUGGACAUCAAGACCAGGCUGGAGCAGGAGAUCGCGACCUACAGGAGCCUGCUGGAAACAGAGGAGUCCAGACCCAUUGCUACAGGGGGCUCAAAGACCACAGUCACAACCACCACUGUGCGCACUUCCAGCUAGGAGGUCCAACUGGCAGGACAAGCUGUUCUCAGACACACCGACACACCGACACACACACACACACACACACAGUUUGACCAAUAAAAGCUGUUACACAAGAUGAGUGAAACUGAGAAUGAGAAAACUGAGACCUUUGAAAGUGAAGCCUGUAUUAAAGUUGAGGUAUGAAACAUCAUUUAUGGUUUAAAGGAAGUGACCUACUUUGUGUGUGUGUGGUGUGUGUGUGACCUGUCUGAAAAAUAAAACUGCUGGUGAACACAA